AAAACUACAUUCGCCUGCCCAUCAACCUCCCAAACUUCCCCUCUAAUUCCCAUAUUUCUCAACCAUUCACCACACGAAAAGGAAACACCUUUGACUCUCUCUUGGCUCUCUGUUUCCUUCUUUCGUGUCUGGAGAAACCUCCUAAGUCCCAACUCCCUUUUAAUUUCCACUCCAGAGACAUAGCAACGAUCAAAGGUCUCCUCUUUUCCUCCGCCCUCUGUUAUUUUCUCUUUGUAAGAAACAGAGCAUUAGUUCACAAUGAAGUACAUCAGAACAAACAGCUUGAAGUUGAAGAGGCUCUUCUCAUUAGUCCGCCGAACCCUCGAAGAAGAAGACGAAGAGAUAAUCGGGAAUGAAGAUGGAAAGCCAAUUCGCCAAACCAAAGAGCAUACCGUCAUCAAGUCCCCCAGGCCCAGACCACCCACCUGGAGAUGCUUCUCUUACGACGAAAUAUCACUCGCCACUAAUGCCUUCCACCCAGAUAAUUUGGCGGGAAAAGGAGGGUAUGCGGAGGUUUACAGGGGAACCAUGCCGGGAACAGGGGAAGUUGCGGUGAAACGGCUGACGAAAUCGUGUACCGACGAGAGGAAAGAGAGGGAGUUCCUGUCGGAGAUUGGAACAAUUGGCCAUGUCAAUCAUCCAAACGUUCUUCCUUUAGUUGGUUGUUGCAUCGACAAUGGACUUUACCUCAUUUUCCAAUACUCCUCCAUUGGCUCCCUAGCUUCUCUUCUCCAUGGGGAGAAUUAUGGAGAGUUGAAUUGGAGAAGAAGGCACAAGAUAGCGAUCGGGACGGCGAAAGGGAUUGAGUAUCUCCACAAGGGAUGCCAAAGAAGAAUCAUUCACCGGGACAUCAAAUCGUCUAAUGUCCUAUUGACGGAAGAUUAUGAGCCCAUGAUAUCGGAUUUCGGGUUGGCGAAAUGGCUGCCAACGCAAUGGUCUCACCAUUCAAUCGGACCCAUUGAAGGAACAUUCGGUCUCGAUCUUUACUGACAAAAAAACAGGCACUUGGCGCCAGAGUAUUAUUUGCAUGGGAUAGUGGACGAGAAGACGGAUGUGUUCGCGUUUGGAGUGUUCCUGUUAGAGCUCAUCUCCGGCAAGAAACCUGUCGAUGGGUCUCACCUCAGCCUUCACAGCUGGGCGAAGCCAAUCCUAAAGAGAGGGGAAGUGGAGGAGGUGGUGGAUGGAAGGCUGGAAGGAGAGUACGAUGGAACAGAGUUGAGACAACUUGCAUUUGCUGCUUCCCUCUGCAUUAGACCUUCCCCAGCCUGGCGCCCAACCAUGGCCGAGGUGUUGAAGGCAAUGGUAGAUGUGGAGGAGAUGGGGAAAGAGAGGUGGAAGAUGCCAGAGGAGGAAGAGGAGCAACAUGAUGAGUUUUGGGGGUUUGAAGAUCUUGAAUGUGAUGAUGAAACUAUUUCCUUUUCUGGUUCUAAUUCUGUUUCCCCACAAGCUUCCUUCUCUAUGAUGAUCUCCACUACUAUUACUCCUAUUUCUACUAUCAAUGUUACUAUUGCCACUCCAACCUCAAUGAUUCCUUCUUAAUUCCAACCUAGACCACCUAUAGUUUUGUAGUAAGUAUACAAUUUUGUAUCUUCACCCCACCCCCCUCCUACCUCUUUGUAUUUAAAUAUUUCUCUUCUUCUUUUUUCAAUGAACUAUUGUAUUAUAGUCAUCUCACAUAUAUAAAAGUGAAGCAAGUACAAAUUGAGAUCUUUUGUAAAGUUGUUCUGCUUAAUAUAGAGAUU
Linum tenue is the source of this 1742-nucleotide messenger RNA. NCBI's taxonomy places the organism in Eukaryota, Viridiplantae, Streptophyta, Magnoliopsida, Malpighiales, Linaceae. The record is from the annotation of a GenBank genome assembly.